CACCCGAGCCGAAAGCUUAUCCUUGAUAUAGUGAGGGGUGGGGGGAGGUGGAACACCCACCUACACCAAAUAGUCUCUCUGUCCCAAAGAAGUUGCAAUCUACAUUUCAGCAGUGAUGGGAAACCAGGAAGGCUCGGCUCAACAACCGCUCUGAGUUCUCAACUGGUUUCUUUAUCUCCUCCCGAUCAACUGACAGGACAAAUUCCCCUACCCCUUUUAGGCACUUUAGUCUCAAGGCCGUUUCUUUUAAGAACUGCGAUAUAUUAGACAACCAAGAAUGAUGCCUCAAUUACCUGGAUUAACCCCCCCCCCCCAAAAAAAAAACCGAAAAAGAAAAAGAGAAAAACAGGAGUUGGGUGGCACUAUGUAGAUUAACAACAUUUUAUUCCAGAAUAAACUUUUGUGGACUAGACUGAAUCCCCUCACAGCAUCCAAAGGAGUGGGCUACGGAAGUCCACAAAACCUUACACAAAACCUUGUCAGUCUUUAGAGUGCAGCAGGGUUCCUGUUUAUUUUUAUGAUGAAUCUCACGAACGCAGAUAACCUUCUGGAUUAAACAAGCCAGCAAAGGUAAUUUUCUUAUUUGCAAAACGCGUUUGGAAGGGAAUAACUUCUUCGGGAUGUUAACAGAUUUGUGCGGGAGGAGGACGGUUAGUGUGUCUGUGGGGCGGGGGCAGUGCUGUAGGAGCUGGGCUUUGCUGCAGCACAGAGAUUUCAAAACAGACACCGUAGAACUGGCAGAAGGAAUCCGGUCCAAAUACAGAACCAGAUGGGGAGGAGGAGAGAGGUGUAUGUGAAGCGAUUCCUCCUCAUUUUGGAAUCUGCUUAAUGAAGGAGCCGAACUGGUCGGAUCAUGGAGCUGUUGUCUACACCACACAGCAUUGAGAUCAACAAUAUCACAUGUGACUCGUUCCGGAUCUCCUGGGCCAUGGAUGUUGGAGACCUGGACAAAGUCACCCACUAUUUCAUCGACCUGAACAAGAAGGAGAACAAGAACUCCAAUAAAUUCAAACACAGGGAUGUUCCUACCAAGCUGGUAGCCAAGGCAGUUGCCCUGCCCAUGACGGUAAGGGGCCACUGGUUUCUGAGUCCCAGGACUGAGUACAGUGUGGCAGUGCAAACGGCUGUAAAGCAGAGCGAUGGAGAGUACCUUGUGUCUGGAUGGAGUGAAACCGUUGAAUUUUGUACAGGAGAUUAUGCAAAGGAGCAUUUGGCCCAGCUGCAGGAAAAAGCCGAACUCAUUGCAGGAAGGAUGCUCAGGUUCUCCGUCUUUUAUCGGAAUCACACAAAGGAAUAUUUCCAGCAUGUCCGAAUGCACUGUGGGAGCGUCAUGAAGCCAUACCUGAAGGACAACAGCGGCAGUCACGGCUCACCCACCAGCGGCAUGCUGCACGGUAUCUUUUUCAGCUGCAACACCGAAUUCAACACGGGCCAGCCACCACAGGACUCGCCUUAUGGCCGCUACCGCUUCCAGAUCCCCGCCCAGCGGCUUUUUAACCCCAACACCAACCUCUACUUUGCGGACUUCUACUGCAUGUACACUGCUUAUCACUACGUCAUCCUGGUCCUGGCGCCCAAAGGCUCUCCAGGAGACCAUUUCUGCCGGGAGCGUCUGCCCCAGUUAGACAUUUCAUGCAACAAGUUCCUGACCUGCUCCAUGGAGGACGGUGAGCUCGUCUAUCAGCACGCCCAGGAUGUCAUCUUGGAGAUCAUCUACACUGAGCCGGUUGAUCUCAGCCUAGGAGUUCUGGGAGAAAUCUGUGGCCAUCAGCUCAUGAGCCUUUCGACAGCUGAUGCUAAGAAGGACCCCAGCUGCAAGACGUGCAACAUCAGUGUGGGGCGCUAGAGACUGUGGGGUGGGUGGGGUUGGGGAGGGAAGCGAGAAAGCACACCUCUGGUACGGAAGACAGCUUCAUUAACCUAAGACCCUUGGCGAUGGAUAUGGUUAGAUGGGAACUGGUUCCCAGUAAAGACCAGUUCUGGAGAAGCAGGCCCUUCACUACAUCCCACUGACCAUCUCUCUCUCUCUCCCUCUCUCUCUCUUUUGCAUGUUUUUUUCAGCCAUUGUAAAUAGGAUCCUUAACCAAUGAGAGAGAUUGGGGCAGCUUUGUAAGGAUAGGGCAGUUGGGCCUGAUCCUCCAGUAAGAUCAAUAAAACUUGCCAAUGGGUCAGGUAUAAGAAGAACCAGCCCUAGAUUUCCUGGGCUGCCUAUAUCAAGAAAGACCUCUUACUUUUUGUGCCACCAUGGGCCUCCCUCCCCUUUUCAAACCCAAAUGGACAUUUCAUUUUGCACACAUAGCAAAUACUGGGAAGCUCUGGCCAGUGUGAUAAUGCUCCAGCUUCCUAAAUAGGACUUUUCUACUUCUCGUCCUCUUCCCUCUGGCCUUUCCUUUUCUCCAACCACAGAUUCUCUCUAUGUUCCUCAGGCCCAGCUGUCCUCUCCCCUUCAUGUACAGCUUUCUCUGCUCACUGGGUGUGGACUGGAAGGUGGGUCAGGCAGAACCUCCCUCCUCCCAGGAAGACCCUGGGCUCUAAGGUUCAGCUAGCAUGGCAACAGCUCAACCAGGUUGCUUGACACGCUGAAUGACUAUGUGGCCUGCACUGAGAAAAACUGCAAAUGGGACCUUCACAAUUGUGUUGUGCUGGGAAAGGGGGCUCCUAGCAGGGAAAGAAGGUCAAGAGGAAGGAAGAUGUCCCAGGAGAUAUUGUUCCUUCUUGCUUCCUAAAGGUGUGACAGCCUUUUACUUCAUAUCCUCUAUUUAUUUUGUUCAAACACAAAACGAGGAGGGGGACUACAGGUUUCAACAGGCUCUUGGCACUCUAGACAAGUGCUGGAAUGCUGGUGGGUGGUAGUUGACAGAUGGGCCCAUCUUCCCUUUUCAAACCUUCUGCUGCAGUGCCCAGCCUUGCCUGGGCUGUCAGAAGAAUCCAACUGGGCAGAUGCUGUAUGGCUGCCUGUGGCCUCCUCUUGGGGAUGUGGGGGGAUGGAUUCUACUCUGUUUCCCUGCAUGGUGUAGUGUUUAGGAGUGGCGGAGUCUAAUGUGGUGAACCAGGUUUCUUUCCCUACUCCUCCACAUGAAGCCUACUGGGGGACCUUAGGCUAGCCCCAGUGCUCUCAGAAUUCAGCUCCACCUACCUCCCAUGGUGCCUGUUGUAGAGAGAGGAAGGGAAGGAGUUUGUAAACUGCUUUGAGACUCCUUACGGUUGAGAAAAGCGUGGUAAAUCCAAACUCUUCUUCUUCUGGGGCACUGAGAAGUGGAACAUAGAGACAAAGCAUAAUAUUUUCCCCCACCUCCAGACAAGGAGGAAAGGGUUGUUUAGCCAUUUUCUUGCCAUUUUUUCCCUGCUCUGAAUGACACCCCCAAGCUGCUUUUGCAGUGGUGGGAGGAAAAUGGGUACCUUUAUCCUUUGCCCAACAGGUGAAAAACAGAUAGGAGAGCCAGUUCUGAAUAGGAACUAGCCCAAGGAAAAAAGCUUAAGCAUCCGUUGCCUCCCCUGACAUUCUCACCACUACAAGCUUCAAGGCUGCUUUUUGGCUUUUAUAAAUAAAACAUCCAGAAUGAGAUUAUUACAUACGUCUGCCCUUGUAAUGUCUAGUGUGGCUCCAAGGGAUAGCGAUUUGAAAAGGCUACACUUCAAUUCAGUGGCAGAAGGGGUGCGGGGUUGGGUUGAAUUUAAACUUCUAAUCUACGGUCAGAUUUUCUCUGUUGGAUUGUACCAGAAGCCUGCUCUGCCUGGAGCAGUAGCUAAGCGAAGCCUAGAAGGGAAGGGAGAAGAGAAGCUCAGCGUGGCCCAAAAGGUGUUUGCCAUUUGUACUCGGCCGCUCCUCAGCUCCUUUUCAGUCUGAACCUGCCCAUUACUUCACACAGCCAUGAAGAACCUGUUUUGCUGAGACAGGCUAGACCUGCUCUCAGCAUCUGUCCCCUCCUCCCUCCAUUACAAGGAGCUUUGGUUUGUUUGGGGAUUCUUUUGCUGUCUGGGAAUAUUUUACCUCCCAAGGGAAACCAGCCUGCACACAGCCCCUUCUGACACGUCUGCCGGUCUGUGGCAAAGGGAACGUGGCUACAGGGGAGAGGAGGAUUGGUUGCCACCUUGUCUUAAUUGGGCCAGAAGGUGUUACUUGUAGUCUUUAAAAAUUCCAUUUUUUCCCGCAGAGUAGCAGCCUCAUGGAAAACAUUAAGGGCUUUCCACCCUCUUGAGAAAAGCAAUUUUGAAGCCCAUUCAGAUGAAUAAAAGAUUCCAUCACAGAGCGCUAGAUGUCGAUGGCUGCAUUCAAGACACCACUUUUAGCCACUAUUAAAUUGAUACUUGCACAAAGUGGGCUUCUUGCCAGGCUUUGCAUGUACUCCCCCCCUCCCCUCCCAAUCCCAUGUCCCCUUACAUGGAGAAUCCUUGUUAGAAGCUAAGGCUGUAAUACUACAGGGACUUUCCAGGAACUAAGCCCCAUUGAAUAACAUGUGAUUGGGUGAUGUGGUAUAGCGGUUAAGAGUGGCAGACUCUAUAAUCUGGUGAACUGGGUUUAAUUCUCCACUCCUCCACAUGAAGCCUGCUGGGUGACCUUGGGCUAGUCACAGUUCUCUCUUAAUUCUCUCCGCUCCAGCGACCUCAAAAGUUGUGCGGAGCAGCAGAGAGGGCUGUUAGCAGAUGCUUUGAGAUUCCUUAAAGGUAGAAGAAAAAGGAGGGUAUACCAACUCUUCUUCUGAGUAGACCUGCUUAGGAUUGCUCCCUGGUUCCAGUUACCCACCAUGUAGGACUACAGACACACAGGUUAACCAGAAUUUGUUUUAAAAAUCCAGUUAAUCUUGAUGUACAGUGCAAUCCUAAAAACAAUUUCCUGAGGUGGGAAUCAGCCCUAUUGACUGGAGGUGCAUAGCUUCUUAUAAUCUGUGGAGGGGAAGGGGAGUUGCUCCCUCCAGUUAACCUGUGCUCCUGCAUUCAUUUGCUCUGAGUGGCCAAAGCUGGUUUCUAAUGAGAUACCUUCAUUAAGCUCCGUGUGAGAAAAGAGGGGGAGGCACAUACACACAUGCUCUGGCAACCAACUAGAUUUACGUCCAUAUUGCUUUCACGUGACAUCUGAAUGCGGUCAGUGCAUCUAUGGCUCUCUGAAUGGGGCAAAAGGAAGGUGUGAUAUGACCAACCUGGCAUGAUAGCAUGUUCCAGAAUGAAGCUCCAAAUCCUCUGUAGUUCGCAGAGAUUCUGUGGCAACCAUGCAGGGAUUGAACCCAGGAAUCCAUUUUAUAUCAAAUCAGACUACUGGUCCAUCUGCUUCUAUAUCGUGUACUAACCAAAGAAGCUCUGCAAGGUCUUGAGCACAGGAAGAUCUUUCUUAACAUUUACUAUCCUUUUUAACUGCACAUGGACAACCAUGUUGACCUGUUGUAGCAAAAACACACAGGAGCAGGGCAGCACCUUAAAGGCUAACGCUAACCAGAUGCAUUUUAGGCAGUGACCUCUAACUCAUGAAAAGUAGUGGUGAAGUAAAUUUUGUUAGUCCUUAAGGUACGCUCUUAUCCUUUUAACUGCCGAAUAGGCUUGAGAGCUUCUGUGCACAAAACAGGUGCUCUAACCACUAAGCUUUAGUCCCUCUGCAUAUAGAUCUAUACAGCAAGGGCAAAGGGUAGGGGCUUAGAAAACAUGGUCAAUCACUCAGAAGCCCUGAGAUGAUAGACAGUGACUUGGCCAAGAUCCACAUUCAAGUUUUCACUCAGAUAGGAGUCCCUUAUAUCCAACUAGGAUUGCUAAAGUGGGGUCUGCAGAGCUCCCAGAGUUAUAACUGAUGUCUGGACUUCAGAGAUCAGUUCUACAAGAGAAAAUGGCUGCUCUACUAUACCAUACUGAGGCCAUUCCUCAAACCCUGCUUUGCCUCCAAAUCACCAGGAAUUUCUCAGCACAGAGUUGGCAACUCCAUGUCCAACCCAACAACUUCAUCAACCUGCAUUGUUGGCCACUAAUUUCCUAUGGUCAGAUAACUGUUUAAUGGCCAACACUUUUUAGAUUGCCAUUCAUACUUAAAUCAUCAGAAACAAAUCAAAAGCAAGAUAAUACCCUGUAGUUGUGCUGAGACAGGCUGUAUUUGGAAGAAGGGACACCUGUGGUGUUCUGUACAGUCCCCAUCCUUAAAGGAAGAAAUAUCUGGUAGCCAUUCCCAGAGCUUGAGGACGUACAAAUACAAGUUGCUUCUUCCUAAGAGUACAAUACAAGUGAAAAUCCCUUUUGCUGAUAGCAGAAAUAAAUUCAUAAGCCCUGUGUACGGACAGUGGGUAGAUAUCUACAGCCUACCCAGUGGUGGGAUUCAAAUAAUUUAACAACUGGUUGUUUACAAGCACCAUUUUAACAACCAGUUCUGCUGAAGUGGUGCGAACCUGCUGAAUCCCACCACUAAGCCUACUCCAGUUUGCUAGGUAUAUUAGUUUGAGGACAUUUCUGCAUUACUAUUCAUUGGCUUGAAAUGACCCCACGAUAUAUCAGUGAUCUUAACUCAGUCCUGACACACCAAGUAUGGUCUCUUGAGGAGGAGCACAUUUUAUGAUGAUGAGGCAGCCGACGGAUCAAAGUUAGAGGUGUCUCCAUUUUAAAGGCUUAGCUUUCAGAACUGCAGACAUGUUUUCAUUUGCAGCAGCCUUCAGAAAUGUACGAGCAUCCAGAUGUUCAGUGCAGCCAGCUGUGUAGUGUUUGCUGUGUGCCGUAGCAGUAUUGUGCCGUGAAUGCUGCUCGCAUGGAGUACUAAGAACUCUGCCUUUUCCCUAUGCUCGCUUUUGAUUCCCCUCCUUCUCAGUUGUACUGCAUAUUGCAAUCUUGCCUGUUGAAAAAGGGCCACUUGCCAGUGGGAAUGCUGCGUGUUGGUAGAGCAACUUCACUUGCCCUUGACAAUCCCAGCCUUUGAAUGCACACUAAGAAACUCUGAGCUGCAUUAGAUACUGGGUUCUAAGCAGCUUUCAGUGAACAGGAAUGCUAGAAGAAUUAUAUCAGGAGGAGCCAGGGGAUUUGCACGUUCCUGUAUGAGCCAGAAAGCAACCUCUCCCCUUUCAUUUCCUGUGAGAAAGAGAGCUUAUUUUUAUAGGCAAACAUAAGCAGGAAGGUGUUAGAAAGUCUUUUUAGACAGACAAAUAAAGAUAUGGCAAAGAGGAAGGGGUACAGAAAGCAGAGGUAUCUCAAAACAAUUGGUAUUUUUUCCUGAGAAGAGGUUGGCAAAAGUAUAGGACUUGCGUUAAGUCAACAACUGGUCUUUUGGCUGAGUUAGUCUUGCUCUGUACCACUACAUUUCAAAUGGGAGUGUAUGACUGAAUGCUUUCCCUAUAUACCUUCCUGUUCAUUUUUUGGCACAUAGGUAAUUAGCAUUGGUGGGUCCAGAUGUUCAGAUGUAAACUGAACUGAGUGGUCCCUGUGUAAUUCCACAGGAUCUGCUCUGCUUAAAUCCAAACUGCAGUGAAAAUGGCCAUGGGUGUAAACUCGACUGUGAUGCAGAGUCAUCCCAAGGAAUUUUGCAUCCCACAGAUUUUGCCUAAGUCACCUGCUCUCUUUGACCAUGCCACAAGGAGGCAGGAAGAUUGUGCCCACCAUCAAGAGGUUGCCACCCUCCCUUCUAGGCCUUCAGCAGCUGGGUAAGAUACUUUCUGAAGCAGACCCCAAUACUGAUGGCCAGCGGGGGUCUCCAAAAGGAUGUUCCCCCAAUACUGGCACUCUGAGUUAUCACCUAGGAUUGACUAUUGAAUGGAUGAACCUAUAGCUGCUGUUAUAGUCACAGUGACCCAGGGACCUCUUGGCUCAGCUUGCUUCUGACCAUCAAUAGCCCCCUGGGAAUUUCCUUCUAAAGGGCUAGAUUCCAGGAAGAAAAGGGUCAAUUUUCUCCUUGACAUGUUAAUCCAUGUCUAGGAAUCUUUCAGGUGUGUCUGUGGGGGUAUUCAAGCAUCAUAAGCUUCCCAUGCAAAAUGAAAUGGUACAGCUCAGGAACAUCUUUACUCAUGAUCAGCUCUCUGGCUCGAGUGCCUUUAGACCAAGGCACACUAAGAUCCGAGUGGGCUAAUCUUGUGUAACAGGACAGUAUGCUGUAUGCAAUAUUUUCAACUUGUAAUGGCACCAUUUUAUGUGAAUAGGUUAGAAUGUGCACUUUCCAGCUCCAGCACAUGAAAACCAGUAAUAAAAAUGUGGGUUUCCAAUCAUGUGUAUCAAAGCAGGAAAAUAUGCAUGUUACUCUAUUCACACAAAAUGAACAAGGAUACCCCUUGAUGGGAUAAGGAAAAGAUCAGAGAAGCAAUCUUUUUUUUUAAGGUGGACAGAACAGGACAACUGGUCAUGGUGGGUAUUCUGGGCUGUGUGGCCAUGAUCUGGUAGAUCUUGUUUCUAACAUUUCGCCUGCAUCUGUGGCUGGCAUCUUCAGAGGUGUAUCUUCUUUCUGUGAUACGCCACUGAAGAUGCCAGCCACAGAUAACAGGCGAAACAUUAGGAACAAGAUCGAACAGACCAUGGUCAUAAGGUCUGGAAAACCCACAACAACCAGUUGAAUCCAGCCGUGAAAGCCUUCGACAGUACAGAAGAGGACAAAUUUAUUUCCCCCACUGAAUUGGCAGAUCCAUUUCAGAAGCAAAAAUCUUGACAGUCUAAAAGGAUUAUUGGAUAGUAUGAUCCACAUCUUGGGUGACUGCAAAGGGGUGUGUUCUAGAGAUCACAUCAGUCAGUGAGUUAACCAGUAGCCUGCUGUAACUAAUCUUUUCUUCAAAUGACAGGAUGGGUGAAAGCUGACAAAAAGGCAGCUGUCUCUUCCAAAACACGUGCAAAGGGUGGAGUAUGGGAAAGGGAAAUCACAUUAGUGAUAGUGAACACACCCAAGAUUGAGUAAACUGGGUGGGGGGGGGGAGUAAGAUCGUGGAAAUAGUGUAGUCUCCUCCCCACCUAAUACUUUUGCUGCCUUCUUUGUUAGAAACAGUGCAAGGCUAAGGCAUGCUAAGGGUUAACUAAUCCACGCUAAAUGCCCCUUAUGAAUACAUUUGCAGUUCCCAACUCAUGUAAGUGAUUGUGAGUUUGAAACCACAUUGAUUCAGGAAGAUUCCAAAAAAAUAGGUAUCUUGAGAACAUGACAAAGGCCACAGUUUUCUGCAUCACAAAGGCCACAGUUUUAAACUGUGUUCCAAGGACCCCCUUGGGAUUUUUUGCAAGUUUAAGAAGGGUCCUUAAUUGAGAAGAUAAGUAAUAGAGAGGGAGUUUAACAAUUGGCCUCCUGCAGUGUGUAGCUACAGGAUAUGACUGAGUAAGCCUUAGGGCUGGGCAUGUGGGGUGACAGAUCUCAGGGAGCCAGGGCUAGGUCUCUGCAAGACCCAAGGUGUAUGCUCUAUCAUAUACCCCAGAAUUGUCUCCAAGGCACUUCAGGUUAUUGGUAGAUAUGCAAAGUUUCCUCAGUAGCUGAGUUUCCUGGACACAGAGAGUUUGAGAACCAUGGUUUAGCAGAUGCAGGCUUUCCAGGAGGGGCCAGAGGCUGCAGAUUCGGUCUGAAAUUCAGCCUAACCUUCAGUCUCUGAUCAGAGUCUACCAAGUAAAAGUGUGGUGAGUUGUAGGACAAGGACACCUUGCCUUUCCGGAUGCAGCAUCAAGCAAGGGAACCUCAAGCAAGUGGCUGCUUGUUCCGAGUCUCCUCCUACAAAGCCUUGCAUGUCAUGUAGCUGAGAAUUUCAGCAUGGCUCUCAUGCACCAGCCUGAGCAGCAUCUCUUGCCCCAAGUGGUGCUUUUCCAGACUGUAUGUAUGAUGCACUCUGUAAAACAAUAUCUUAAGCAAAAACUGUGUUGUGCUUACAGUGUGUCUCAAUAAACUAAGAACCGUG
This is a messenger RNA of Sphaerodactylus townsendi, 9812 nucleotides long. RefSeq names its product phytanoyl-CoA 2-hydroxylase interacting protein (gene PHYHIP). Gene Ontology annotation, cellular component: cytoplasm. Bases 854 to 1846 code for a protein of 330 amino acids. The record is from RefSeq and is a predicted model, not a curated record. The transcript is spliced from 5 exons. Gene Ontology annotation, molecular function: protein binding. NCBI's taxonomy places the organism in Eukaryota, Metazoa, Chordata, Lepidosauria, Squamata, Sphaerodactylidae.